Molecule: messenger RNA, 1395 nt
Organism: Lathyrus oleraceus (garden pea)
Lineage: Eukaryota; Viridiplantae; Streptophyta; Magnoliopsida; Fabales; Fabaceae
Exons: 4
Coding region: 1-1395 (464 amino acids)
Source: RefSeq, a predicted model, not a curated record
AUGAACUCAACUGAGCAAGCUCCAAGUUCAAGCCAUCAAAACCCAGCAGUCACCGGCGUCGUUUCCACUCCCAUUUACAAAGAACCUCACAUUCUUGAUCGUGAGCCCCAUAUCCAUCUUGCAACACCGUUUGAAAAGCUAGAAGUGAUGUGUGAAACGUUGGUGGAUUUUGACAGCAUGAGAAGAAAUGGUGUCGAUCUCACUGAUGAACUGAAGAAGCAAGGGUGGGAAAACUACUUCCAACGUCUCUAUGGCCCAGUCUACACAAACCUGGUAAAAGAAUUCUGGAGGUUCGCUGACGCUGACGAUCACUACAUUGUCUCCUACGUUCUGGGAGUCAAGAUAGUCAUCACAGAAAAAUCAAUUGCUGCUCUUCUAGGCAUGGAGAAGACUGGAGGAAGACGCAUAUACAACAUCAAUCCUAGGGUAAAGUAUCUGUCCCAUGAGAUAAACCCUACCAUUUUUCAACAGAAUGCUGAAGAUUUCAUGAAGAGGACACGAGAACCAUCUGAGAAGGAAAAGCAGGCAAAGAGAGCAAAGCUGGGAGAACCAUCUGGAUCAAGACCUUCAUUACCUCUGGUUGGAUCACCUGGUAAGUCUGUACCUCUCCCUCCUUCUGUAAAAAUUAAACCAGUUGUUUCCUCACUCUCUCAACCUUCGCCCAUAUACACAACCUCUGAAACUCCUCCCUCAAUCUCUAGACCAUCUAACCAACCUUCUCAAAAAUUCAACCUUGCUACCAAAUCUCUACCUGUUUCAGAAGCAGAAAUGCUGAACGAAACCACUUCACCCUCCUCAUCACCAUCUCCACAAUCCCCACCAUACUACACCCUCUCAUCUGACACUGAACCUUCUGACCCUCACUCCCCAACUCUGGCUCAGCUUCAAAACCGUGCUCUGGCCUCUCAACAGCCAACACACUCUAGCCCUAAACCAGAAGUUACCUCUCCACCCCCAGAAAACCCAAACACAACCACCUCUGACCCUCCACCAUCCGAGCCAAUCCACUAUGAACCACAACCAUCCCAACCACAACACUCUGAAAUAACCCAACCAACUCCUUCCGCUGACCCACAAACUCCCACACUUAACUUAAGCCCCCCCCCCCCCCCCACUUCUCCAUCCCAAGCCUCUGAACCAGAAACCACCCUUCUGACCCUUGAGGAAGCAAUUAAAGCUGAGGCAAAAGCCAAAGUUGUCGAUGAAGAAGAAGCCCGUCUUGCUGAAGAGUUUGCUGCUAGAGUCAGAAACGAUGCACUGACCCAGGGGGAGUCCUCCACCUUCGUCCCUUUGGUCCUGAAGACCUUUGAAGAGCUGCAGAAAGAACAACAGAAAAUAGAGAAUCAUAAUAAUUUGAAGUUUGACGGAAAAAUAAACAAAAUUCGACAACAAUGA